Mus musculus (house mouse) is the source of this 1524-nucleotide messenger RNA. It is a transcript of the gene Pdcd6, whose product is annotated as programmed cell death 6. The transcript has 6 exons. Gene Ontology annotation, molecular function: protein-macromolecule adaptor activity; ubiquitin-like ligase-substrate adaptor activity; protein heterodimerization activity. Gene Ontology annotation, cellular component: endoplasmic reticulum membrane; cytoplasm; ER to Golgi transport vesicle membrane. The record is from RefSeq and is marked validated. Gene Ontology annotation, biological process: intracellular protein transport; negative regulation of TOR signaling; neural crest formation. The coding region runs from base 120 to 695 and encodes 191 amino acids. NCBI's taxonomy places the organism in Eukaryota, Metazoa, Chordata, Mammalia, Rodentia, Muridae.
GACUCAAAGGUGCGCGCUUCCGUUGUUCCCAGGAAGUUGUGGGCUCCUGGUCCUGCCCCAUAACUGAGGCGGAAGCAUAGCUUGUGGAGCUGGGCCGCGUUGCCGCUGUGCAUCAGCCCAUGGCUGCCUACUCCUACCGCCCAGGCCCGGGUGGUGGCCCCGGCCCUGCUGCUGGAGCUGCACUGCCAGACCAGAGCUUCCUGUGGAACGUCUUCCAGCGGGUUGAUAAAGACAGGAGUGGAGUGAUUUCAGACAAUGAGCUUCAGCAAGCAUUAUCCAAUGGUACAUGGACUCCAUUUAACCCAGUGACUGUGAGGUCAAUCAUUUCUAUGUUUGACCGAGAAAACAAGGCUGGUGUGAACUUCAGUGAAUUCACGGGUGUGUGGAAGUAUAUCACAGACUGGCAGAAUGUCUUCCGGACCUACGACAGGGACAACUCUGGGAUGAUUGACAAGAACGAGCUCAAACAAGCACUCUCAGGUUUUGGCUACCGGCUCUCUGAUCAGUUCCAUGACAUCCUCAUCCGAAAAUUUGACAGGCAAGGACGGGGCCAGAUCGCAUUUGAUGACUUCAUCCAGGGCUGCAUCGUCUUGCAGAGGUUGACAGACAUAUUCAGACGCUAUGACACGGAUCAGGAUGGCUGGAUUCAGGUGUCUUAUGAGCAAUAUCUCUCCAUGGUCUUCAGCAUUGUAUAACCAGGCCUUGAGAACAGCAAGCACGGCAUGCAAAAGACUGAAGAUGCCAAAUCCCUUACCUGUGAUAGAACAGGGCACAGCUGCAGUGAGAUGCCGUCCUUCCCGUUGGCUGUAUCGUUCAUACUUGGGGACCUGGCUGUACAUAUGUGAAUAUGCUGGUCAGUGAUUCUGUAGUGACUCUAGCUACACUGUUGUGAUACAAACCUUGGGUUUGCUGACUAAUUGUGCCAUGAGACCUAAUAAUGCUUCAGGAUUUUGCUCUCAAACUAUCAUGUUCUUUUCUAGAUGUCUCUAAGUCUAUAGUUGCAAUGCUUUUAUUAGCCAAUAGAAUUUUAAAAUAAUAUGGAACUUGCACAGAAGGCUUUUCAUGUGCCUUACUUUUUAAAAAAAAUUGGAAUAUGUAACAUAAGCAAUAAAGUGAUGAUACAGACUGGUUGCCUAGUUUUGGCUGGUUUUUUGCUUUGUUUUGUUUUAACCAAACAGGUGGAAGAGCUGUGCCGUUUGUUACACUACUCUAGCAUAACACGUGUGCUGCGUGAACCUGGGAGUGUGGGGCCUAAAAAUGAGGCAGACUAAAGUCUCAUGCAAAAGCCAACUUUAUUUAGAGCAUCAGAAAAUUUAUACUCUGAGGGUUAAGAGGAACCACAAAGAAGUCACACAUGGCAAAAACAUGUUUUUUCCAUAAAGGCGUAUGAAUAGCAACAGCUGCAGUAAACUCACUCCGGUCUUCCAUACCUGGGAGGAGCACAAAGACACAUUCUGGAACCAAUUCUGUGAAUUGAAGAAACGGGUCAUGUAACGUAAGCAAUAAAGUAAUGAUAUAGACUGG